Messenger RNA from Perca fluviatilis (European perch), 423 nucleotides. Its product is annotated as gastrin/cholecystokinin-like peptide. The transcript is spliced from 3 exons. Gene Ontology annotation, cellular component: axon; extracellular region. Gene Ontology annotation, biological process: digestion. The record is from RefSeq and is a predicted model, not a curated record. Bases 23 to 343 code for a protein of 106 amino acids. Gene Ontology annotation, molecular function: neuropeptide hormone activity. Lineage: Eukaryota; Metazoa; Chordata; Actinopteri; Perciformes; Percidae.
UCACACUUGUUCACAGGCAGACAUGUCAGGGAAAGUUAUUGUGGUGUUUGCACUGUUGGUUGCACUGCUAGUAUCCUCAGCAGCUGGAGAGGCUGAAGAGACUCGUCUACUACAGCAGCUUCUAGCCAAGAGGGAGAAAGUGAGAGGCUCAGCUGACAGACAGAAGCCAGCGCCUCAGGCUUCCCCUGCACGGAUGGAGAGACGGGCACACCUAUCGGAGGAUGAACGGGAGAUAAUGACAAAGCAAAUAAUGCAAGCAAUUUCAGAGAUGAUGAGCUCUGAGUGCAUGUCGGAUCGGGACUACCAGGGCUGGGUGGACUUUGGACGCCGGGACGCAGAAUGAGACAAACAACAAUGCCAACAACGACCCGAGAGCUCAGACUUACGGCUUUUUGUUCACAUCUUAUAUAAAGCCAAUGUUUU